Suillus paluster is the source of this 453-nucleotide messenger RNA. RefSeq lists its product as uncharacterized. The transcript is spliced from 4 exons. Lineage: Eukaryota; Fungi; Basidiomycota; Agaricomycetes; Boletales; Suillaceae. Bases 82 to 294 code for a protein of 70 amino acids. The record is from RefSeq and is a predicted model, not a curated record.
AAUGGUUAACGAGCAUAAAAGCCAGCUGUCUUCCUCUCAGAUAUUCGAACCUGUCCGACAGAUCUCAUAUCCGUACAACUAAUGCGUUUCAUCUUCCUCGCUACCGUAGCUGCGUUGACAGCAUCCAUGCCUAUCAGUGCCAUACCAGCUGUUUUCAGCGGGGACUCGCAAUGCAUUAAGUCGGGCCAAACUUGUGAUCUUGCCUUCGACUUCAACGAUUGCUGCCAUGGUUAUUAUUGUUACGUGCCGUCCGCCGAUAUUGUACUGGGUGUUUGCCAAUCAACCACCACAUAAGGACCUUCAAAAUAUACCAAGAAGCUCACACGUCACGAGAUUAAGUUUGCCCUUGGACAAAUGUCACUGCCGCUGGAGAGAUGGGAAUUUUUGAAUAGAACAUCUUUCGAAAGACUCGGUAUGAUAUUGACAGGAAAACAUGACAUAAGUGAGCGAAGU